Messenger RNA from Archocentrus centrarchus (flier cichlid), 1319 nucleotides. RefSeq names its product phospholipid phosphatase 3 (gene plpp3). Gene Ontology annotation, biological process: signal transduction; cell-cell adhesion; phospholipid metabolic process. Gene Ontology annotation, cellular component: plasma membrane. The transcript is spliced from 7 exons. Gene Ontology annotation, molecular function: phosphatidate phosphatase activity. The record is from RefSeq and is a predicted model, not a curated record. Bases 371 to 1309 code for a protein of 312 amino acids. NCBI's taxonomy places the organism in Eukaryota, Metazoa, Chordata, Actinopteri, Cichliformes, Cichlidae.
AUAACGAGAGCGGCUGUCGAUGCGCAACACAAGUCUCACUCCAAGUCUUUGAAACAAGACAGAUAAAGGGGAGAGGGCUUUCCAUUCAUUUCGAGCGCAGACAAGUUUUUUUCUUUUUUUUUUUUAAAUUAAGUUCGUUGCGCGGGUCCGUUCACCAUUGAACCUACUACUUAUCUAUUUUUAAUUAUUUUGCAAAAGUGAAAUACGAGAGAGCGAGUCAUAAGCAGGUCAGAAACUCCGAGAGAACUGCGAGUUGGGAAGUUCGCUUCCCGUUGCUUUGCAUGACAUUUCUUCUAAGGACUCGAGAGUCUGACAGUUUCUUCACCGACCGUGUGGUGUGGGAUUUUGAGCUGAAACGGGGAGUCCUCAAAUGCAAAAUUACAUGUAUGAGAAAGCAAUGGCCCAAGAGACAAGGAACGGAGGAACCUCUACGUUAAAUACCAACAAUGGUGUUGACAACAGUAAGAAGAAGCUGCUAAUAGCGCUAGAUAUCUUCUGCCUUCUACUUGCUAUGCUGCCAACCCUGGUACUCCAUCGUACCUCUAUUCGUCCUUACCAGAGGGGUUUUUACUGCAGUGACUCCAGCCUGUACUAUCCCUACAAGAGAAGCACCGUACCUUCCUCAGUCCUCAUUUCUGUUGGCUUGACACUGCCUGCGGUGUCCAUUGUGAUUGGAGAAUGCUACAGGAUUCACCAGCUGCACGAAGGAACCAAGUCAUUUGUUGGGAAUCCCUACGUUGCAGCUCUCUACAAGCAGAUAGGCAUGUUUCUCUUUGGCUGCGCCGUCAGCCAGUCAUUCACAGACAUUGCCAAGGUGUCAGUAGGUCGGAUGAGACCCCACUUCCUGGAUGUGUGUAAACCAGAUUUCUCCACCAUUAACUGUUCAUUGGGAUACAUCACCAACUAUACCUGCACUGGGGAAGACAGCGAAGUACAGGAGGCCAGGAAAUCCUUCUUCUCAGGACAUGCCUCUUUUUCGAUAUUUGCCAUGCUCUACCUGUCUUUCUACAUCCAGUCCAGGUUUACAUGGCGUGGCGCUCGUCUCCUCCGCCCAUUGCUCCAGUUCACUCUGUUGAUGAUGGCCUUCUACACUGGCCUAUCACGCGUCUCCGACCACAAGCACCACCCGACCGAUGUCCUGGCAGGAUUUGUGCAGGGAGCCCUGGUGGCCUACUGCAUAGUGUUCUAUGUGUCAGACCUGUUCAAGCCAAGGGUGAAGCCGGCCACACCCCCGCCCUCUCCAAUUAAGAAGGAGCUGCUCUCUUCAUCUGACAUCAUUGAGAGGAACAACCACCACAACAUGGUGUGAGAGAGCCCAC